AUGACGGAGUUCGUUAGUGAGAAAGAAACCCCGAGCCUGUACAAUCUCUCUUACGAUGACGAGAAUGUCCCUCAACGCGAACUCACGGAUUUCAUGGUCACCACUGGCGACGAUAAGGUUUCUAUAUGCUGCUUGGACGAUCGCCGCUCUACUGAUGGUGAUGUCAUCGCACGCGGUUCCGUCCUCGCCAACGGCAAGUCUCUCCGCGUCAAAACUGCGCCCCUGAUUGAAUGGUGUAUCGAGUAUGGCAACACUCCUCACUUGUGGGUCAGAAGUGCUGCCGUUUGGUAUCGCCUCACGAAGCCUGCGAAGGAGUAUGCAAGGACCCAUGAACUCGCCCGCAGGCGCUUUGAGCUCUGCUCCCGAAUUUUCAUUCUCGGCACAACCAUGUCAUCCAAGGAGACUACGUACAAUAUGAUCACCUCCUUAUUGCAAGCUCCGUAUCUCAAAAUGAAGGGCUACUCAGAGAAAGAACUUCUCUCUGAGAAGGACUUCAUACUUGCUCAGAUUAAAAACCUUAAUGACCCGGCGCUCGCCGCUAUGACUUUCAUCAAGGAACUGCGGGACAAGCAACCGGGUAUGGGGAAGAAAUUGGGGCUCUCCAAGAAAAAUUCCUCAAGUUCUUUGAGUAUUGGGUCAGGAUCCACCCCAUCAUACCUAGGGGAGUGGACGCCGUCGGGUAAUCUAGACAGGGAAGGGAACACUCGCUUGCUGAAGCGGGCAGAGAAGGCCCUUAAUCAGAUCUACAAACAAAAGAACGCAUGGCCGUUCCGCGACCCUGUCAACCCGAAGACGGAUGGAUGCCCAGACUACCUCGACAGAAUCCCACACCCCAUGGACUACGGCACAAUCAAAGCAAAAUUUACGAAAGGCGCAUACUCUACUGCUCUAGAUGUUGCCAAAGAUGUGCGGCAAGUGGCAACCAAUUGCCGUGAAUACAACGGAAACUCCCAUGAGUUCGCCAUUUCAGCAACUGAGCUGGAACAAAAGUUUGAGAACUUAAUUCGUGGGGGCGAAGAUGCGGAGCUGGCCGCAAUGAAUAAGAGGCUUGCUAGUAAGAAGCGGAAGGCUGCUGAGUUGCCACCAUCAGGGAAGGGAUCUGGCAAGAAAUCAUUGAAGCAUGCUCGGAAGAACAGUAAAUCGAGCAGUCUUGAUGUCUCACCAUCACGAGAUUCAUCAGUGAAAGGAUCAGAGUCAUCUUCGGCUCAGAAACCGUGUGCCCGGACAAACCCUGAUGUCUGUGAGAAGUUCCAGAUUGCUGGCAGUAAGUAUUGUUCAGAUGAGUGUGGACUACUUGUAGCAAGGAAGAGAGUCGCAGAAAUGAGCAAAGCCGGAUACUCUGUGGAGGAGUAUGUCAAAUCAUGUUUGACUAAGGCCCUAGUACACAGCCGAAGUUAGAGUCUUACAUGUCGUUAUGCUUACCCUGACACAAAAUAACAACAAACGUGACUUUUUUACA
This is a messenger RNA of Chondrus crispus (carragheen), 1459 nucleotides long. RefSeq lists its product as hypothetical. The record is from RefSeq and is a predicted model, not a curated record. The transcript is spliced from 2 exons. Gene Ontology annotation, molecular function: protein binding. The coding region runs from base 1 to 1398 and encodes 465 amino acids. NCBI's taxonomy places the organism in Eukaryota, Rhodophyta, Florideophyceae, Gigartinales, Gigartinaceae.